AAAAGACCAAAAUGUUGCUAUAAAUACACACACUGAGACCACUACUCCAUCAUCAGUUCAUCACAUCCAGCUCAAAUGCCUUCUUCUCCCAUCAUUUUCUCCCUCCUUUUCCUCUCCAUCUUCUCACUCUCAUCUGCUCAGCCGUCAUUCCGACCAAAAGCUCUCCUUCUCCCUGUCACAAAGGACAAAACAACCCUCCAAUACACAACCGUUAUCAACCAACGCACUCCCCUCGUCGCCGCCUCAGUCGUCUUCGACCUCGGUGGCCGUAACCUCUGGGUAGACUGCGACAAAGAUUACGUCUCCACCACCUACCGCUCCCCACGCUGCAACUCCGCCGUGUGCUCACGCGCCGAAUCCACAGGCUGCGGCGAAUGCUACUCUCCUCCGAGACCUGGCUGUAGCAACAACACUUGCAGCUCGAUCCCAGACAACACCGUCACCGGAACCGCCACCUCCGGCGAGUUUGCUACAGACGUUGUGUCGAUUCAGUCAACCGACGGCGUCAACCCGGGUCGGGUCGUUAAAAUCCCCAACGUGAUAUUCGGAUGCGGGGCAACGUUUCUGCUUAAAGGACUCGCUACCGGAACCGUUGGUAUGGCUGGUAUGGGACGCCACAACAUCGGUUUACCUUCGCAGUUCGCUGCAGCGUUUAGUUUCAAACGGAAGUUCGCAGUGUGUUUAACUUCGGGAAGAGGCGUCGCCUUCUUCGGUGACGUGCCUUACAUUUUCCUCCCUGGAAUAUUGAUCUGGAGGCUUAAAACGACGCCGCUUCUCAUUAACCCGGUGAGCACGGCUUCUGCGUAUUCAGAAGGCGAGAAAUCCACUGAGUAUUUUAUAGGCGUCACUGACAUUAAAGUACUCGAGAAAUCAGUUUCGUUCAACAAGACGCUUCUCAAGAUCGACGCGAUUACUGGAUACGGAGGAACCAAGAUCAGCACGGUGGAUCCGUACACCGUGAUGGAGACAACGAUCUUCAACGCAGUCACAUCGGCUUUUGUUAAAGCAGCUGCCUUGAGGAACAUCACUCGAGUGCGGUCGGUGAAGCCGUUCGGCGCAUGUUUUAGCACGGAGAACGUGUCUGUAACGCGUGUGGGAUACAACGUGCCGGAUAUCCAGCUCGUGCUUCAGAGCAACGACGUCGUUUGGAGGAUCUUGGGAGCUAACUCUAUGGUGAGUGUUAGCCGUGAUGUCAUUUGUUUGGGUUUCGUUGACGGAGGAGUCAACGCGAGAACCUCUGUGGUGAUUGGAGGGUUACAACUGGAAGAUAACUUGGUCGAGUUUGAUUUGGCGAGUAACAGAUUGGGCUUUAGUUCCUCGUUGUUGGGCCUUCAAACUAACUGUGCCAAUUUCAACUUCACUCCAACUGCAUCUGCGGCAAGAUAUGUUAUGUAAGGGGGCGAUGAAUGAUUUUAAUAUCUUGAUUCGAAUAAAGGAAUAUUGUUUUUGUUUCUCAGUGAUUUCAAUAAAAUUUUGAAUAAUGGAAUAUUGUUGUUGUUUCUCUGUGCUUUCAAUAAAAUUUUC
This is a messenger RNA of Eruca vesicaria subsp. sativa (arugula), 1524 nucleotides long. The record is from the annotation of a GenBank genome assembly. Lineage: Eukaryota; Viridiplantae; Streptophyta; Magnoliopsida; Brassicales; Brassicaceae.